AUGGCAGAAUCCCACGUCCUUCAGACCUUGCUGGUUUAUUUCUUCCAGCUGGCAUGGCCUUUUUUUGGUGUGGAGGCGCGAGGAUCCGUGGUCGUGCAGAGGUGGGAGGACAUCCAAGCGAUCAUGAGAUCUGCUGAAGAUGGAUCCUGGAAGCCCUUACCUCUUCGGACUCCAAGGAUGUCCUUCAAGAUGCUGCUGGAUGCCUUGCUUCCGAAGAAAGGCUCUCGGAACUACUUCGCAGUGAAUGUAGGAGCUCGGGAGGGGCUCUUCCAUGAUCCAGUUUAUCCACUCUUUGCAGAUGGCUACGGAGGUCUCGCGAUAGAAGCCGACCCUCAGUGGUACGAAACUCUCACGGCCAACCUGGCAGAAGUUAACAGCAGCAAGGCUGUUUUCAUCGUUAAGGAGAAAGCCCAGCCCUACACCAUGAAGGAAGUGUUGGACAGGUUCCAGACACCACUGGAUUUUGAUUGCCUCAAGAUCGAUAUCGACAGUAUAGAUCUGCCGAUUUUGCAGAGCAUUUUGCAAACUGGAUACUCUCCCAAGAUGUUCAUGAUCGAAGUGAACUACGACUUUCCGCCACCUUUCCAGUUUGCGCUCGAGUUUGAUCUGGAGUGUAAGGCGAAAUUCUCUGAAGGGACCUUUGGCGCAUCUCCCGAUGCAAUCUUCCGGGAGGCUUCUUUGCGCGGCUACUCGCUAGUGGCAUUUGAGGCGAUGGAUCCAGAAAGCGAAACGGUGUAUCAUGAGCACAACAUGUGGUUCGUGCGCAAUGACCUGUUGGGACGAAGUGCCCAUGACCCGGCUGUGACUUGGCGUGGCAUGGUGCGCAUGUACUGGGCGCAGUUUGCGAUGCUGCCAUGCCUUCAUGUGGGUUUCUAUCUGUCCACUGGAAAAUGGAUGUGCCCGAAGCACCAGAUCAGAGAAAUCUUUACCGAGCUGGGAGGCAAUCACACGAGCUGGCCACUAGCGAAGAUGUCACACUACCUUUCGCAACGGGCAGCAAGAUCGAUGUUCUAUCUGUCAUCUUGGCGACACCAGCUGGAGAGGCGUGGUUGCACCAAAGCCUGUCGGAUCUCAGUUGCGGUGACAAGAACCGACUGA
Messenger RNA from Symbiodinium necroappetens, 1098 nucleotides. Lineage: Eukaryota; Dinophyceae; Suessiales; Symbiodiniaceae. The record is from the annotation of a GenBank genome assembly.